Carcharodon carcharias (great white shark) is the source of this 1494-nucleotide messenger RNA. RefSeq names its product macrophage-capping protein-like. The record is from RefSeq and is a predicted model, not a curated record. Bases 155 to 1231 code for a protein of 358 amino acids. The transcript is spliced from 10 exons. NCBI's taxonomy places the organism in Eukaryota, Metazoa, Chordata, Chondrichthyes, Lamniformes, Lamnidae. Gene Ontology annotation, cellular component: actin cytoskeleton; cytoplasm. Gene Ontology annotation, biological process: actin filament severing; actin polymerization or depolymerization; barbed-end actin filament capping. Gene Ontology annotation, molecular function: phosphatidylinositol-4,5-bisphosphate binding; actin filament binding.
GAGAGAGAGAAAGGAAGCAGAGAGAGAGAAAAAGGAAGAAGCAGAGAGAGAGAAAGGAAGACACGGAGAGAGAGAGGAAGAGAGAGCAGCAGCAGCAAGCACCCAGAGAUCAGCAGCUCGCACAGCCUGAAGAAAGCGUCAAGAGUUACUGAAGAUGUCCGGGACCACGGAGAAGAUUCAACCUUACUGGAAAUGGCAGAAAAGUAUGGGUGUGCAUGCCUGCUUUGAGAAGGCCAGUGAAGGGCAAGGAAUCCAGAUCUGGAGAGUGGAGAAAAUGAAGCUUGUGGCUGUGCCCAAGGAGAACUUUGGCACCUUUUUCACCGGGGACGCGUACCUGGUCCUCCACCGCGAUGAGGAUCGUGCCCACCUACACAUCUGGCAUGGUGAGAAGGCCUCGUCCGAUGAGAAAGGGGCCAGUGCCCUCUUUGCCACACAGCUGGAUGACAGCCUGCAAGGUAGGCCCGUCCAACACCGGGAGGCCCAGGGCAACGAGAGUGACGUCUUCAUGAGCUACUUCCCAAAGGGCAUCAAGUACCAGGAAGGAGGAGUGGAGUCGGGAUUCCAGAAGGUUCCGACAGCUCCGGCCUCGAUCCGGAGGCUCUACCACGUGAAGGGGAAAAAGAACGUCCGUGCCAAGCAGACGGAGAUGAGCUGGGCGAGUUUCAACACGGGGGACUGUUUCAUCCUGGACCUCGGGCAGACCAUAUAUCAGUGGUGUGGAUCUCAGUCCAAUAUGUUUGAACGGAAGAAGGCCGGAGAGAUUGCCUGUUCCAUCCGGGACCAGGAACGCCGUGGGAAAUCCCAGCUGAUCAUUGUGCAGGAUGGAGAGGAGCCGGCGGAGAUGAUGGAGGUUCUGGGUGUGAAACCAGUGUUGAAGGAGGGGAACCCCCAGGAAGAUGCACAAGCUGAUAAGAGCCAUUCCCAGAUGGCCAGUCUAGCCAAGGUCUCCGAUGCGACUGGGGCCAUGACUCUCACUCCGGUGUCGUCCCAGAACCCCUUCGCCAGAGAGAUGCUCCAGUCCGAGGACUGCUUCGUUCUGGACAACGGAGUGUGCGGGAAGAUCUACGUCUGGAAAGGUCGAAGAGCAAACAGCGAGGAGAAACGAGCUGCCCUGAAAGUUGCCGAGGAUGUGAUUAACCAGAGGAAGUAUCCACCCUGCACCCAGGUGGAGAUCAUUCCGGAAGGACUGGAGACGGCCUUUUUCAAGCAGUUCUUCAAAGCCUGGAACUGAGCUCAGCGAUUGGCGGCUUGGAUCUUCCUGUGCGGUGACUGAAAAUGAGACGCACGAAAUGGGAAAGCGGGUCGCCACCUCCCUCUCACGUUCCGCCUGGCAAUGCCUCCCUCACACUCUGAACCUACCCCACACAAGGGCACAAAACCGGGCCCUUUGACCCUCCUUGCCUAUCUCCAAAUCAUCGUGUCCGUACCUCCCCACUGCUCCUAGCGCAGCUUCUCUCUCUCUCCUUCCCUCAAUAAAUGUCUCAGACUUUCAAA